AUGGCUAGGAAAAUAAUUCAUGAAGAAUGCCCUGAAGACCCUGGAAAGCGUAGCAUUUUGUGGUCAUUUGAAGACAUUAACAGUGUACUAACAAAUAAUACGGGAACAGCAGCAAAUCAAGGCAUAGUCCUAAAGUUGCCUGAAUCAAAAGAGGCAUAUUGGAAUCCUGAUUCAUUUUCAAAGAUGCAUCAUCUUAAAUUGCUCAGAAUUAGUAAUGUUCAACUUCUCCACGAACCCAAACAUCUUCCUAUUAGCUUAAGAUUUCUUGACUGGAGUGGGUACCCUUCAAAAUCUUUGCCAUUAGAAUUCCAAUCAAAUGAGCUUGUUGAACUUUACAUGUGUGGUAGCUGCAUUGAACAACUUUGGAAAGGAGCAAAGUCAUUUGAGAAGUUGAAAAUCAUCCAAAUGAAUGGGUCUACAAACCUUAAAGAAACCCCUGAUUUGAUCAAAGUCCCAAAUCUUAAGGAAAUGGUUCUCGAAGAUUGUUUAAAUUUACGCAAGAUUCACCCUUUAACUUGGGUUCAUAAUAGACUUACUCGUCUAAAUCUAAAAGGCUGUGUAAAUGUCAAUGUCAAAACUCUUCCAAGCAAGUUCGAAAUGGAGUUUCUUGAGGAUCUUAUUCUUUCUGGUUGCACAAAACUAAAGAAGAUUCCAGAAUUUGGAGAAAACAUGCAACGUGUAUCGAAGCUUUAUUUGGGUGGAACUGCUAUUACUAAACUACCCACAUCAAUUGGGCAUUUGACCAGCCUUGUUUUAUUGGAUGUAAAAGAUUGCAAAAGUCUUACAUGUCUACCAAGCAUCAUUUUUAAUUUGAAGUUGCUUAAAGAUGUGAAUAUUUCGGGAUGCUCAAAACUUCAGAGAUUGCCUGAGAAUGUGGGUAACGCUGAAAGUGUAGAGGAGCUAGAUGUGAGUGGAACUGCUAUAAGAGAGGGACUCUCUCGUCACAGUGAGUAUGACAAUCCAGAGUGUAAUUGGAGAUAUGACAUGGUUAUUCCUAGAAGUGUAAUUCCGAAGUGGUUUAUCCAUCAAAGUAUUGGGGCUGAAAUGAAUAUAAACGAACCUUCUUCUCAUUUGUGUGAUGACUGGAUGGGGGCUGCUGUUUGCGUUCUAUUUUCUUCUCUUCCCAAUUUUAUAAUAUCUUGUUCUUGUCGGUUGAUAGCAAAUGGAAAAGUAAUGUCUACUAAUGAAUUUGGUGUUGAGCAUGAAAUAUUUAGGACAGUAGACAGGGCUGGCGUAUCAGAUAAUAUUUGGCUAAUUUAUUUGCUUCCUCAAUACUACAAGGUGGAGGACAUAAAAUUACUGAAUGAAUGUGAAGCAAAUGAAUUGACUCGGAUUGGCAUUAAAAUUGAAACUAAUUUUCCAGGCAUGGAGGUGAAGAAAUGCGGGUUUCGAAUGGUAUACAAGAAAGACAUAGAAGAACUCAACAGAACAAUGGCUCAAAGUAGCAACACCAGCAUCAUUCCUUGUGAGGACUUGGAUGUUCUCCAUCAUAAUUUUGACAAUUUGGCAAUGGUAGUGGAAGGUAAAAUAGCAAAGCGAAUUCGUGACAAUUACGAAGGUGCUGGACCUAGUGGAGAAGGAAGCUCUUAUGAUGUGCCAGACCCAAAAAGGAUUGAAAGGCUCCAUGGUGACUCUGAUUGUGAGGAAUACUUCGAAUGUGCUGAGGAGAUCAAUGAUUAG
This is a messenger RNA of Quercus robur (English oak), 1680 nucleotides long. Its product is annotated as probable WRKY transcription factor 19. The record is from RefSeq and is a predicted model, not a curated record. Lineage: Eukaryota; Viridiplantae; Streptophyta; Magnoliopsida; Fagales; Fagaceae. Gene Ontology annotation, biological process: defense response. The transcript is spliced from 4 exons. The coding region runs from base 1 to 1680 and encodes 559 amino acids.